Messenger RNA from Closterium sp. Naga37s-1, 6195 nucleotides. The record is from the annotation of a GenBank genome assembly. Lineage: Eukaryota; Viridiplantae; Streptophyta; Zygnematophyceae; Desmidiales; Closteriaceae.
AUGGCGGCUCCGGAAGCGGCGGGCGACACGACGGCGACGCUGCUGCGGGUGCUGGAGGCCCUAUACCAGACGACGGACCGAUCCACGCGGCGAGAGGCCAGCAAAUGGCUCGAGGCGUUUCAGCAGAGCAUGGACGCGUGGCAGAUAUCGGACCGGCUGCUGCACGAUGAGAGCAGCAGCAUGGAGGUCAGAUACUUCUGCGCACAGACUCUGCGAACCAAGGUUCAAAGAGACUUUGAGGAGCUCCCUCAAGGUUCAACGCCUUCCUUGCGUGCCUCACUCCUUGGGCUGCUAGCCAAGUUCAGAAACGGGCCAGCCGCAGUGCGCACUCAGCUGUGUCUGGCGAUUGCGGCGCUAGCAGCGCACACGCCAGCAGGAGAGUGGGGGGAAGGAGGCGUGGUGUACUGGCUGCGGCAGCAGCUGGCAGCACAGCCGGAAUCUGCUCCUGCUUUGCUGGAACUACUGACUGUAGUCGUGCAGGAGGUGGGAGCACACAAGCUGGCAGUGCGGCCGGAGAGGAGGAGGCAGUUCUCAGCAGAGCUGGUGGCGUGUGCACCGGACGUGCUCACCCUCCUCGCUGCCUGCCAUGCCGCGCACCCCUCUGAUCCCGCCACUACUGAGGCAGCACUACAUGCGUUCACGGCCUGGCUGCGCUUCAGCAACGGUCUAUCUGCUGCGACUCUCAUGGCGCAUCCACUCGUUCCUGUUGCCUUGGAGGGCUUGCAAUCCGCAGACAUGUUUGAGCCGUCAGUUGAAGCCGUGUGUGAGCUGAUCCGCUUCUCAGUCUCUGGCGGUCCGGCGGCAUUGGCAGCGAACAUGCAGCUGGUGCAGCUGAUAGUGCCGCGCAUCAUGGCGCUGCUGCCACGCUUCUCUGCUGCGCUCAAAGUGGUGCAGGCGCAUCAGCAGGGGCAGACAGACGCGGAGCCAGAGGAGGACGAGGACACGAUGAAGGCCAUGGCGCGACUGUUUGCAGAAAUCGGCGAGGCAUAUGUGGACCUGAUUGCCAGCGGGUCGCCUGAGUCGAUGAUGAUAGCAGAGGCGCUGGUGCAAGUGACUUCGCACCCAGACUUUGACAUCGCAUCCACCACUUUCAACUUCUGGCAUGCGCUCGGCUCUCACCUCACCACGCGGCCGCGGCAUGAGGAGAACGUGGCAUCGGAUGCAGCAGCGCAUGCAGAAAGGGAGAGGCGGCUUGCGCUCUUCAAACCCAUCUUUGAACUCCUUGUAUCCCUGGUGAGCUUCAGAGUGCGGUACCCCCCUGGCCACGAGAACUGGCGUAGUGAUGAGAAGGCAGACUUCAAGCAAACACGCUACGCUGUGGCUGAUGUGUUGACAGAUGUUCUGUACGUGCUGGGUGGAGAGAGAUUGCUACAGCUGCUUGCUCAACCUCUCUUCCAGAUAGCAGAGGGAGCAGCACGGGGGCAGGAGUACGACUGGAGGGCCUUGGAGGCAUCACUGUACUGCAUCCGAGCCAUUGCGGGCUCGCACCUGCUGCGCGAGCAAACCAUCUUGCCCCAGCUCAUGGCACUGCUACCCAUGCUGCCCCCUCAGCCUCAGUUAUUGUACACUGCGUCGCUGACCAUAGCGGCCUACUGUGACUGGAUAGCAGCUGCGCCCAACGCGCCCUCGAUGCUGCCCCCACUGCUCACUCUCCUCACCAACGCGCUGGGAGCUGGCGAGGAUGCUGCUCCCGCUGCAGCCCUCGCACUGAAACACAUCUGCGAUGCGUCACGGCAGCACCUGCUGUCAUCGAUUGAUCCGCUGCUACAGCUGUACAACCGAGUAAUGGUGUCGGAUGCUGCUCUGGCUCUGCAGCCAGAGGACGAGCUCCAGAUCGUGGAAGCACUCAGUGUGGUGGUGAGUGUGCUACCACCAGACCAGUGCCCCAAGGCAGUCUCCGCGCUGUUGCAGCCUCUCACUGCAGCACUUCAGCAAGUGGUGACAGCAGCAGCGCAGGCACCAGGAGGGCCCGCAUCCAUGCCAGCAGCGCAAUAUGUGGUGCAUAUAGACAGAAUCGCCAACAUUUUCAGAUACGUCAGUCAGAACCAGCCUUUAGCAGACGCCUUUCAACAACUAUGGCCUCUCUUCCAGGCUGUCUUCGCUCAAAAGCCCACAGACAUGCGAGUCAUGGAAAGGCUAUGUCGAGCAUGCAAAUACGCGAUUCGGGGAGGGAAAACGGCCAUGGCGCCAGUGCUAGCGCCUCUCCUGCAGGAGCUGCAGGUGCAAUACGAGCAGCACCAGCAACCAUGCCUGCUAUACGUGGCCAGUGAAAUCAUCAAGGUGUUUGGUUUGGACGUAAACUGUGCAGCGUACCUGCAGCAGCUCAUCGCAGUGCUAUUCGCCCGCACCACCGCGUCCCUGCAAUCCCUUGACGACUUCACAUUGAAACCGGAUGUGGCGGACGAUUGCUUCCUCCUUGCAUCGCGCUGCAUGCGGUACUGCGGGCAUCUGUUUGUGCCCACACCAGCCUUCCUUGCGGUGCUCGACAGUGCUCUCGCAGGCCUGCUCGUGCAGCACAGGGAGGCGUGCAAGUCGGUUCUCAGUUUCCUCAAGGACGUGCUAGACUUCCCGUUCUCGGAGCGCGGCCGUCCCUUCCGCGCCAACAUAGAGGCCGCCGUGGGCCCGCGUGGCCCCACUCUCUGCCGCCUGCUGCUCGCCGCUGCCACUGGCGGGCUGCCCGAGUCUCGCAAUGAUGAGGGGCCCACGCACUGCCGCCUGCUGCUCGCCGCUGCUACUGGCGGCCUGUGCGAGUCUGGCAAUGGGCGCACGCUUUGCUGGUGGCUGAUGCUAAAAAUGUCCCGUUUGUUAUUCUGCUUGCAGGUGGUUGAUCUCCUGGUGGCGUUGCAAGUGUGUUGUGGGGGGAAUGUCUUGCAAUGGCUGCAAGCCAUUCUCGACGCCAUCCCUGCUGCUGCUGCCUCGCAUGCCGAGAGGAUGGCUCUACUGCAGGCGAUUGUAGCAGCUGGCAAUGCGUCAACACCACGCGACGCCACCAAUCAUGUGCUGCCAGCUGUGGACGAUUUGUCAGGCUCUUGUCGGCGGUCAAAGCGCGUGCUAGAUGCAGUGCAGCAGGCUCUGCUAGGGGGUAAGGUCGCUGGGAGCGUUUCCGUUUCGUACCUUUCGAGCUCUUGCUUCGGCGUGCAAGUCCGUCCUUACAACAUCCGCGGUACAGGUGCAAGCAGCAGAUGUUGGAAGCCGCUGCUUGUCCAGUCAGCGGCAGAGCCAGAGAAAUUCUUCCGAGACCUGUCUGAAGCUGCGCAGAAGAAGGCGAGGGAGGCUAAGUCAAAGGUCGAAAGCUUUGCUCGUGAAAACGAUCUUGAGAAAAAAAUCAAGAAAGCUGCUAAGAGCGCUGCUAGUCGUUUGGAAGAGUUAUCUUUUGAGGCGGAGAGGUAUGCGACAAACAUUGACAGGCGAUAUGGCGUGAAGGAGAAGGCGAAUGAGGUUCUAGGAGGUGCGGCGAAUCAGCUUCGGGAAGUGGACGAGAGGCUUCGUGUACGACAGAGGUUUCGUGCAGCGUCUCAAGAUCUGAAGCAGAAAUGGCCCAAGUAUGAGCGCCAGCUGAAUGAGUUCAGGGAGACGCCUAUUGGGCAGGCUGUCUUCGUAAGCGUAGUCGAGCACUUUGCGCCAGUCAUGACUUCCGCUGCUACAGCUUCCGCGCUCAUCCACGCACCUGCUUGCGCCGCCGCAGCAUCUCCAUUCCCCAUGGCCGCCUCCGCCGCCAGUUCCGCCGCAACUUCCUCGGCUGCCCGUUACUUCUCCGCAUCCUUCGCGCGCCCUUCCAGCCUCUCCUAUCGCUCUUCCGCCCCCCUGUCCGCAAGUCUCUCCGCGUCUUCCGCCAUCGCCAGUACCUCCGCCAUCUCCGCAUCCUUCCGCAGUUCCGCGUAUGCGCCUCUCUCCGCGUCUCAUUCUUCCUUUCGCCAUGUCAGCGCGUCGGCCGCGUCGACCCCUGAAUCGGGUCCUGCGGAGUCGGAGGAAGUUAAAGCCACCGGCACUUCCGGAAGCGUAGACUCCGACACGGACGCGUUUUCGGAAACCGAAACCGUUUCCGCGACUAACGGGGCGGCUAGUAACGGGGUAGCGGCGAGCACCAGCAGCGCGACUAGCAGCGCGAGCAUCGCGAGCGGCGAAGGCGGCGCGAGCGGCGAUGUAGCGGUGCCGAUCGAGCUUGAGUAUGUGCCGCUGGCGGGGUUCCGGAAGCUCGGCGCGCAGCUGAAGAUGCUUGUGGAGUGGCCGUGGCGACGCGUUAAGAAGAACUCGGUUCUGUACAUGCGACUCAAGGGCAAUAUUCCCGAGAUGGUUGGGUCCUCCUUCUCCCCGUCGCUCUCCCUCCCCGCGAUUUGCGACAACCUACGCAAGGCAGCCGUGGAUCCACGUGUCUCCGCGCUGCUGCUCCACGUGGACCCGCUGCAGUGCGGCUGGGGCAAGCUGCAGGAGAUUGCUCGCCACGUGGCGCACUUUCGCAAGUCAGGCAAGCCUUGUAUCGCGUACAUGACGGUGGGCGGAGAGCAAGAGUACUUUAUUGCGUCCGCGUGCGAGGAGAUCUACGCUCCCCCCGGCGCUUACCUCUCCCUGCGCGGACUGGCCGUGCAGGGGCAGUUCCUUGGGGGCGUGUUGCAGAAGGCGGGAGUGCAGCCACAAAUCAAGCGCAUCGGCAAGUACAAGAGCGCGGGCGACCAGCUGGCACGGUCAGACAUGAGCGAGCCCAACCGCGAGAUGCUCACCGCUAUUCUCGACGACUUCUACUCCACGUGGACCGCUGCCGUGGCUGAGAACAGAGGGGUGGGGCAGGAGGCAGUGCAGCAGCUGCUGCAGGACGGAGUACAGGAGGUGGAGGAGCUCAAGAGCAGGGGAUUCCUCACUGACGUCAUCUACGGCAUCCAGGUGGAGGAGCUGUUGAAGGAGCGGCUGGGGCAGGACAAGGAGAAGCCUCUGCAAUCCGUGGACGCCAAGAAGUACGGAAAAGUAUCACCCUCGACCGUGGGGCUGGGCGGGAAGGAGCGCAUCGCAGUGCUGCGUGCAGUGGGGGCGAUAUCGCAGGGCAAGGAGCGUGGCGGGGGCAUGGGAGGGGGCGGCGUGAAGAGCGAGAGCAUCAUUGAGAAGCUGCGGAUGGUGAAGGAGAACAAGCAGUUCAAAGCACUCGUGCUGCGGAUUGACAGUCCGGGAGGGGACGCCCUUGCAUCUGACCUCAUGUGGAAUGAGAUCCAAGAGCUGGCCAAGGUGAAGCCAGUGGUGGCGUGCAUGUCGGACGUGGCAGCCAGCGGCGGGUACUACAUGGCCAUGGCUGCUCCUCACAUCGUCGCCGAGCCCCUCACGCUCACCGGAUCCAUUGGUGUCGUCACAGGCAAGUUCAGUCUGGGGGAGCUGUACGGGCGCAUAGGCUUCAACAAGGAGAUCAUCUCACGCGGCCGAUUCGCAGAGCUUAAUGCGGAUCAGCGCCCCUUCACCCCUGACGAGGAGGAGUACUUUGCCAAGGGGGCCAAGAUUGCAUACCAGCGCUUCAGGAACAAGGCAGCCUUGUCUCGCUCCAUGCAGGAGGAGGAUAUGGAGGCAGUGGCACAGGGAAGAGUCUGGACAGGCCAGGCUGCCCACAAGGCCAACCUAGUGGAUUCUCUCGGAGGCUUCUGGUCCGCUGUGCAGGUCGCCAAAUCUAAGGCUGGCAUCGACCCAUCUCAACGCGUGCGCAUUGUCGAGCUCUCGCGAUCUCAGCCGUCCAUCACCGCUCUGCUGUCAGGAGGUGCCCAGUCGGUCCUCUCCCUGUCUGGCUUCUUCGGCCCCAAGGCUCGCGUCGAGGCUCUCUGUUCCCUUGCCGCGGAUAUGUUGCUUUCUCCGAGCCUGGGAGCUAGCUUCGGCGCCAGCCUCGGCAGCAGUGGCACCAGCUUCGCCAACUUGCUUUCUGGGGGAAUGGAUGCAAUGAGUGGCGUCCUCGUUACAGGCAGCUCCGGUGCAGUGAACAGCAGCCUGAACACUGUGGGUGUACAAGCAGUCAUGGAAGGAGAUAUCGCUGUUCGGGGAAGCGGCAGUGAGACAGCAACAGCUAUUUACAGCGGCGCUGGUGGUUCGGCUGGCCUAGCCGAGCUGGCUGUGCUGCUAUCCCCUGCUGCAGCCGCACUAGGGAGUGCACUGGGCCAGGGCACUGGCAAUGUGGAAGAAGGGAGGAGUGUAGCAGUCACUGAAGAUGAUUCUGUAGAUGUGCAGUAA